ACUCACAAAGCAACUGAAUAAAGGACAUCAGGACAGCCUGUUAGUGGGGUGGCACCUCGACCUGACUAGGGCAGCGUGGACACUAUGCACUGUACUCCAAUGCAAGGGAAAUACAGCACUGCACACAUCUUGAAAAACACUGAGCUUGGUGUGGAUAGAGGUGGACCAGGUGACUGCCUGAUGAGGCUGCACCUGUGAAAUUCCAAUCUCAGUGUUCCCAACCAUUCUCUUUUCUUUUUCCAUUUACAGUGCACAUCCUGUAGGUGGCCGGUGGUUCAGGCUGCCAGAGCACCACAGACAGGCCCCUCUGACUCUAAUCUAGAGGUGAUACUUCCCCCAAGUGCUUCUCUUCUAUGAAAUCCACAGGGAUACAGGACAGGACCAAGGAGUACCAGGGUGCUAGGCUUAGUGGCACCAGGAACACCUGAUCCUUCCAUACAGGAAGAAACUGAGGACGCUCAGUGCAACGCCCAACACAGGUUAAGACAAAGCCGAGACUCAAAAUCAGACCCCAGCUUCCGGUCCCAGCCCAUAGAUUCUUCCAUUUCCUUCUCCGGAAGUGAUAUACAGCCCCUGUUCUCCUUCGUGUCCGUUGACGGGACCCAGGCUGGGGAGGCGGAAGAAUGGGCGGGACCACGGGCGGAAGCACCCCUCCUACCGGAACCCGGAAAAACAUGGCCACACCGAGCCGGCCUAUCCGGAAACUGGUUCGAAGAAGACGGGGAUUGGCUAUCGCUUCCGGAAGUUAUGAGCUUUGUUUCGGAGCGGGAGCUCGUCCGAGACGCCCUGGGAGCCGGAUGUAGAAUCCUGCUUGUCUGUGAAAUGCAGUUAACACAUCAGCUGGACCUAUUUCCCGAAUGCAGGGUAACCCUUCUGUUAUUUAAAGAUGUAAAAAAUGCAGGUGACUUGAGAAGAAAGGCCAUGGAAGGCACCAUCGAUGGAUCACUGAUAAAUCCUACAGUGAUUGUCGAUCCAUUUCAGAUACUUGUGGCAGCAAACAAAGCAGUUCACCUCUACAAACUGGGAAAAAUGAAGACAAGAACUCUAUCUACUGAAAUUAUUUUCAACCUUUCCCCAAAUAACAAUAUUUCAGAGGCUUUGAAAAAAUUUGGUAUCUCAGCAAAUGACACUUCAAUUCUAAUUGUUUACAUUGAAGAGGGAGAAAAACAAAUAAAUCAAGAAUACCUAAUAUCUCAAGUAGAAGGUCAUCAGGUUUCUCUGAAAAACCUUCCUGAAAUAACAAAUAUUACAGAAGUCAAAAAGAUAUAUAAACUCUCUUCACAAGAAGAAAGUAUUGGGACAUUAUUGGAUGGUAUCAUUUGUAGAAUGUCAACAAAAGAUGUUUUGUGAAAUGUCAGAAAUAUUACCAAAAAUUCUCAGUAUUAAACAUUGAUUUUCCUUUCCUGAC
Nomascus leucogenys (northern white-cheeked gibbon) is the source of this 1408-nucleotide messenger RNA. RefSeq names its product TP53RK binding protein (gene TPRKB). Gene Ontology annotation, biological process: telomere maintenance via recombination; tRNA threonylcarbamoyladenosine modification. The record is from RefSeq and is a predicted model, not a curated record. NCBI's taxonomy places the organism in Eukaryota, Metazoa, Chordata, Mammalia, Primates, Hylobatidae. Gene Ontology annotation, cellular component: EKC/KEOPS complex; cytosol; nucleus.